AUGUCUCCAGAGAAGCCAGCACUAUCACCCCCAACCGACCUCGAAGCAUGCAGCGUGGACAACCAGCCCCAGGAGGAGGAGCCUUCCCAACCCCAAGCCAAUCCCGCCACUUCGACCUUCCAGCAGCUCGCCAUCCUGGACCGCUUCCUGGCUUUAUGGAUCUUCCUGGCCAUGGGAGUGGGCAUCCUGUUGGGGAACUUUGUGCCCAACACCAGCCGGGCGCUGGCGAAGGGCAAGUUCGUCGGGGUUUCGGUGCCGAUCGCAAUCGGCCUGUUGGUGAUGAUGUACCCCAUCCUCUGCAAGGUCCGAUUCGAGACCCUUCAUCGCUCGUUCCGGCAAAGACAGCUGUGGGUUCAGAUUGGGUUUAGUCUCAUGGUCAAUUGGAUUAUUGCGCCCUUGUUUAUGCUGGCGCUGGCUUGGGCAUUCCUACCCGAUCAAAGAGGUUUGCGGGAGGGACUCAUCCUCGUGGGCAUUGCGCGUUGUAUUGCCAUGGUGCUUGUCUGGACGGGUCUCGCAGGAGGCGAUAGCGAAUACUGCGCCAUCCUGGUGGCGAUCAACUCCGUUCUGCAGAUGGUGCUCUUCGCCCCGGUUGCCAUCCUCUUUCUGCGUGUCAUGGACGGGCCGGCCCCGCAUGCUCUGACGAUUGACUAUUCUCUGGCCGCGAAGAGUGUCGGAGUGUUCCUGGGAAUCCCCCUGGGCGCCGCGGUCGUCACCCGCUUUGCGCUGCGGUCCUGGAAACCAAAUUGGUAUGACGAGCAGUUCUUGAAGUGGAUCAGCCCGUGGUCGCUGAUCGGGCUGCUCUUCACGAUCCUCGUGCUUUUCGCCUCCCAGGGGCGGCAGGUGGUACAUCAGAUCGUGUCCGUGGUCCGAGUGGCAGCGCCCCUGGUAGUCUACUUCUCGGUGAUCUUUGUGGUCACACUCGUGGUGACGCGGCGAUGUGGCUUUGGGUACCGCCUGUCUUGCACCCAGAGCUUCACGGCGGCGAGCAACAACUUUGAGUUGGCGAUCGCGGUGGCUAUUGCCACGUUCGGGGUGGACAGCGACCAGGCGCUGGCGGCAACCGUGGGACCCUUGAUAGAAGUACCGGUGCUGUUGGGGUUAGUGUAUGCAGUUCGGUGGUAUGCCCGAAAGCGGCGAUGGGAGGCGUAG
Molecule: messenger RNA, 1149 nt
Organism: Aspergillus saccharolyticus JOP 1030-1
Lineage: Eukaryota; Fungi; Ascomycota; Eurotiomycetes; Eurotiales; Aspergillaceae
Product: arsenic resistance protein
Exons: 4
Coding region: 1-1149 (382 amino acids)
Biological process (GO): antimonite transmembrane transport; arsenite transport
Cellular component (GO): plasma membrane
Molecular function (GO): antiporter activity; antimonite transmembrane transporter activity; arsenite transmembrane transporter activity
Source: RefSeq, a predicted model, not a curated record